CAAGAAUCGUACGAACCAUGGCCGAACAAUUAUUAGCCAAGAUAAAUCGUAAAAAUGCGUCUGUCAUCAGUGGUGGAACUGCUGUUAAUACUUUUAGUGAUCGCAUUUGCUGCUUAUGGAAGAGUAAUCGAUUCAGGCCUGGUAGCAGUGAAUCGAAGUAUACGUGCCAAUAAUGUUCCGAAACAAUCCGUUCAAUUACCAACGAUAGCCGAAACUACUGAAAAUGUUAACAGAUAUUGUACAUGCAGUAAUCUCAUUUGCAACUGUUGUCGAGAUUUUCACAUUCCGUUGGUGCAAUUGAAAGGACCAGGAUGUGCUUCUUUACAGUAUCUUCAAGAUGACAAUUUAGCGGUGCAAUUGAGUUUCGGUGACAACAUUCUUACUUCAACAAUAGUAAACGGUAAAAAUCCAAAACCUGUUUGCGUACCACUACCAGGUGGUUUCAGCAAAUUUUGCGGAAGAAUUUAUUCCAUCAAAAGAGACGUCAACAAUCAUUUCAAAGCUUGCCUAGGAUUGGAACUUCAAUCAGCAACCGAAUUGGAAGCCAGCUUACGCGUCAGUUGUUUUAGAUUCGGUCCGGAUGGAUUAAAAUUACGUCCAGCGGAGCCAUUACCAGUCGUUGUAUCUGAGCCAACUUCUGAAGAAGACGACGACGACGAUCUGUUUGGUUUAGGUUCGGAUGAUGACGAUGAUGACGAUGAUGACGACGAUGACUCGGUUAGACCAAGUUUGAACGCUGUAACGGACAGUGCAUCAUCCAACGUUGGAUCAGCUGAGGAUGAAGAAGAGGACGAUGACGAUGACGAUGUUCUUGGAUUUGGAGCAUUGUUGGAUAUCAUCACGGGUGACGAUGAAACUUCUACGAAAAAACCCAAGGUCUCUACCGCACCUCCACUUCUACAAUUCACUAUACCAAUUUUAACGAGACCAACAACAGCAGCUCCUGCAACUUUGUUAAACCAAGAAUCUUCCAAUAAUCCAAACGAUGCUUUGAUUUUAGAAAGUUUGAAUGAAAAUCAAAACGCUGAUGAUCCGCAAAAUUUGAAUAGCAUUGAGGAAGAAAGUAAUACCGAAAGUAAUACCGAAAAUAUCGAAGGUUUUACGCAGAAUUCUGAUUCGUUGACAGAUCUAGCGACUAACGAAUCUCCAACUGUUAAUAAUCAAAACGAAGAAACGAAGAUUACAAACAAAUUGGUCAAAUUUGAAAAGCCUUUGAUUAAUCAUAAAAUUAAAAAAGUUGGUAGCAAUCAAAAUAAAAAACCUAGUAUAACUGCGACAAGUAUAAACGCCAUCAAUGACGAUAUUAAAAAAAAGCCGUUGAAAAAACCGAUCAAGGAUGAAAACGACGAGGAUGAUCUUUUGGAUGACGAUGAUGAUGAUGACCUUGAUGAAUUGGACGAUGACGACGAUGAUGAUUUAGAAGAUGACGAAGAUGAAGAGGAUGAUGCUGAUACUGAUAAACACGAAGAACAAGAAGAUGAAGAAGAUGAAGAUGAAAACGAGGAUGAAAAAACUGAGGAUCUUGAUGAUUUGGAUGACGACGAUGACGAGGAAGAAGAUGCAGUUUUAAGUGCACUCGUUCAGGAUGAUCAUAAACCUAAAGGAAAGAAAAAUAAAGUUGUGACGAAUCAACAACAAUCGAGUCAUCCCGAAGAGGAUGAUGAUUAUUCAAUUGGUAUCACUGAUUUUCUUGCAAGGAAAAAACAAAAUGGCCGUCAAAGUAGAAUCAUGAGGCUGUAAAAUAAAAAAAGAAAAAUCAUUUCGAUCGACUUUAAGCUCUAAUUAUCGAUAAUGACAAAUGUUUCGAAAAUUGGAAUAAUUCUUUUUGACAGGGACGUAUAAAAUGUUU
Molecule: messenger RNA, 1849 nt
Organism: Polistes dominula (European paper wasp)
Lineage: Eukaryota; Metazoa; Arthropoda; Insecta; Hymenoptera; Vespidae
Source: RefSeq, a predicted model, not a curated record